This is a messenger RNA of Chlorella variabilis, 1098 nucleotides long. RefSeq lists its product as hypothetical. NCBI's taxonomy places the organism in Eukaryota, Viridiplantae, Chlorophyta, Trebouxiophyceae, Chlorellales, Chlorellaceae. The transcript has 8 exons. The record is from RefSeq and is a predicted model, not a curated record. Bases 1 to 1098 code for a protein of 365 amino acids.
AUGCACGGGGGCGAGGCCCAGGAUCAGGGCGUGCUGUGCUGCAACGGCUGCUGGAAGCCGUGCGACCCCAAAGGUGCCCGGCCGGGUGGCGGCGAGCUGGCGGGCGCGCGGGGCGGGGAGGCAGGGCCUCGCUCGGGGUGGCUGAAAAGGGCUCAGCGCAACCUGGGCAGUGCUGACCAGCAGGCUCUGCGCCCGGGUCUGAUCCAGAAGACCACCAUCAAGGCGGUGCACCCGCUGGCCGACAGCUCCGGCCUGCAGCUGGCGCUGGCGGGGCAGUCGCCGCGGGUGGCCAUGGAGGUGGCGUAUGCCGCCAUUGACUUCUACACCAAGCAGCAGGCGCUGUACAGGCAGUACUCGGAGGAGCAGGCCCGGCGCAAGCUCGAGAGGACCAGCAACGCGUGCAAGAAGAAGCUGCAGGAGGUCCACAGCGGGUACAUCAACGCCAAGCGCAAGUACCAGGAGGUGCUGGCGCAGAAGGCGGCGCUGGAGGAGGGCAACCGCGAGCUGACCGCCAAGUACAACCAGAAGGCUGUCCAGGACAAGAAGCUCAAGGAGGGCAUCGCCCUGCUGCAGCAGCAGAAUGAGGCGCUGCGCAAGGAGCGCAUGGGGGGCGGCGGCGGCGGCGCGGGCCUGGCCGCCGGCCUGCAUACUGGCAUGAACAACCUGAUGGGCAGUGGCGGCGGCGGCGGGCGGCCCAGCCGUGGCGCGGCGAUGGGGAUGGAGGAGGGGCUCGGCAGGCGGGCGCCCACUGUGCUGGGGGUCAGGCCUGUCAUGCCCAACCCCUCACCGGUGCCCUCCAUCGGGCUGGGCAGCUUUGGGCAGGGCUUUGUGUACGACACGCCAGACACCCUGGCCCCCCAGCCCAUCCAGGCUCGCCACAUGCGCUCCGGCGGCGGCGGCGGCAGCGCGGCCGCGCGCGCCAGCGGCGGCGGCGGCGGCGGCCACCUCAUGGGCGGCCUGGGCGGCGGCGGCGGCCUGGGCGGCGCGCUGCAGCUGGGCGGCGGGGCGCACCAGGCGAUGCAGAACGACAAGCGCCAGUCGCUGGGGAUGGCCUUCCCGGGAUCCAACACCAGCCUGGGCACGAUGGCAACCAUGUGA